Molecule: messenger RNA, 2423 nt
Organism: Aethina tumida (small hive beetle)
Lineage: Eukaryota; Metazoa; Arthropoda; Insecta; Coleoptera; Nitidulidae
Gene: Art4
Product: histone-arginine methyltransferase CARMER
Exons: 3
Coding region: 389-2248 (619 amino acids)
Biological process (GO): peptidyl-arginine methylation
Molecular function (GO): protein-arginine N-methyltransferase activity
Source: RefSeq, a predicted model, not a curated record
CAAAGAACCAUUUUCGUUUCGCGACUGCCUCAUUUUAUUUCAAGCAACAAACCCGAGAGUUUUAAUAAAAAUUUAUAAAACCUGUUCAGUUCCGUACAGACUCGCAGCGUGCUUGAUGUUUUCUGGCAAAAAAUAAUUAUUUCGCCGGAUUCGAUGUGAAUUUUAGUGGACGAUUCGAUGUAAAAGCGGCGCUUUAUUUCUGCGGGCAGUGCGUGAUGCAUCUUUGACAGGUCACCGUAAAAACGUGCUUUAAAUGUUGCAACAACAACAACAACAACAACAAGGACGGCAUUAAAUCUAGUGUGCUUUUCUAAAGACCGAGUUUCAUUUGUUUGUGGCAGUUUCUGGAUUUUUCGGAUCUUUCGGAUUUUCCGGCAACUUGUGAUCAAUGAUGGCGCCCCAAACUCAAAUCUGGGACGUAGAGGUCUACAACUUGACUGAGGAGAACAGAACAGUGCCGAAAUACAACAGAAAGGUGAAACUGAGAACGGACUACGAUCCUCAGGGCAUCAGUUGUAAGUUGUUUGAGGGCGAGGAUCUUCUGAUGGAACUGCCCGUCGAUUCGAGCACCGAAUGCUGCAAAGUUGGGUCGAAAUCUUACCUCUUCACAAUCGAUAACGAGACUAUUUUAAUGAAAUUCGGAACGAAAGACGACGCUAGAAACUUUACCGUGGCUGUUACGAAAGUUAAAUCGGGCCGAGACGCUUCUCUAUUUUCCGUACGCACCGAAGACUCAUCAGCUACUCAAUACUUUCAAUUCUACGGUUAUUUGUCCCAGCAACAGAACAUGUUGCAGGACUUUGUCCGGACUUACACUUAUCAGAGGGCAAUUCUGGGCAACUUAACCGAUUUCAAGGAUAAGACAGUGUUGGAUGUGGGAGCGGGAUCAGGAAUCUUGUCGUUUUUUGCGGCGCAGGCGGGCGCGAAACGCAUUUAUGCCGUCGAAGCUUCCACCAUGGCCCACUACGCUCAGAAACUGGUCGACGCCAACAAUUUGCACGACUCGAUAAAAGUGAUUGCCGGCAAAAUAGAAGAGAUCGACAUCCCCGAAAAAGUCGACGUGAUCAUCUCGGAGCCGAUGGGCUACAUGUUAUACAACGAGAGGAUGUUAGAAUCGUAUUUGAACGCAAAACGUUAUUUAAAAGUUGGCGGCAAAAUGUAUCCUUCCCGCGGCGACUUACAUAUAGCACCGUUCACCGAUGACGCUCUCUACAUGGAGCAAUACAGUAAAGCGAACUUUUGGUUCCAGACUUGUUUCCACGGUGUCAAUCUGGCCGCGUUACACAACUGCGCGGUUAAGGAGUACUUCCGACAGCCCAUCGUCGACACGUUCGACAUAAGAAUAUGCAUGUCCAAGUCUAUACGGCACGUGGUUGAUUUCCUGACGGCGGACGAGACCGACUUGCACACCAUCGACGUGCCGCUGGAGUUCCACAUUAUCGAAUCGGGUACAUGCCACGGUUUGGCCUUUUGGUUCGACGUCGCAUUCGCCGGCAGCAAUCAGACGAUCUGGCUGAGCACCGCGCCUACCGAACCUCUCACACAUUGGUACCAGGUCCGAUGUUUGCUCGAACACCCUCUCUUAGUUAAACAAGGGCAAGUGUUGACCGGACGUGUGUUGUUGGUUGCCAACAAACGGCAAAGCUACGACGUGACCAUCGAACUAAUGGUGAACGGUACCACGCACUGUUCCAAAAACACAAUAGACCUGAAGAAUCCGUACUUCCGGUACACCGGUGCACCGGUCCAACCACCGCCCGGCGUCAGCAACAUAUCACCAAGUGAAAACUACUGGGCCACGAUGGACACUCGCAACGUAACAAUGGCCGUGAACGGAAUCGCGGACGUCGCCAUGGACACAACCCAAACCCUCAUCAAUAACAACCUGAUGGCCGCCAACAACUUGAUCGCAUUGGUCGACACGAACCACAUGGCCGAUUCGAACCAGUCGCCUAACAUCCAUCCGGGUUGCAUACCGAGCACCGGAAGAGGCCGAGUGGCAGCCAGUCCGACGUCGACGCACACGGCCCAGCUAAUUGGUGGCGCUAUUUCGCCCUCCCUGUUCACGUCGCCACAGCAACAACAGUUCGGUUCGUUUUCAUUGAAACAUGUACGAGAAAAUACCUCUGGACCAAAACGGCAAAGACGUGCGUGUCAUAGACAUGAGGAGCGACACCAACAGCAAGCCCACUCAGGAGAUGAGGGAAGCAAUGUUUUCAGCGGUGGUUGGAGACGACGUUUUCGGUGAAGACCCUACGGUUGCUGAAUUGGAGAGACGCGCUGCAGAACUAUUGGGAAAGGAAGAUGCUGUUUUCGUUGCUAGUGGAACCAUGGCCAAUUUAAUCUCGAUAAUGGUACACUGCAAUCAAAGAGGCUGCGAAGUCUUAUGCGGAGAUAACAGUCACACGUUCCGCUUUGAACAA